Dracunculus medinensis (Guinea worm) is the source of this 654-nucleotide messenger RNA. NCBI's taxonomy places the organism in Eukaryota, Metazoa, Nematoda, Chromadorea, Rhabditida, Dracunculidae. The record is from the annotation of a GenBank genome assembly.
GCCGCAAGUGUAGUGAAUCUGCCAGAUCGAGAAUCAAUUUAUUUCAGUUGUCAAAUAAAGCUUUGUUUCAAAAACGGAGGCUACUGCACUGAUCUUACACCACCUAAAUGUGAAGAAAUUAUUCAAAAUAUAGAGGAUGACCUACGUGAUGAUCAGCUAAUCGCAACUACUUCUGGUUUACCAGUUACGUCAAGAACUGUAAAAGUAUUAACAUCAGGAAGAAAUCCAAGGACAACAUCGCCAGCAAUUUUACUGCUACAAAAUGAGAAGAAAAAUGAUAUCAUAGUACCACCAGCUCGCUCUGGUGCUGAAAAUAAUGUGGAAUCAGCAGCAUCCCCAGUUCUUAAACCACAGUACAAAGUUUUGAAAUCAACUCGAGAUAGGAGAACAGCAACUGAUGAAAAUGAUAACAUAAUCGAUGUUGAUGUGACUUCCUCAAAAGUUAAAAUUAUUGAGCAAGAAUUUGAAUAUCCGGAGCAAUCACUUCAACUUCAGACUUUUAAUAACAUUCGUUACGAUCGUGAUUCAAUAUGUGUUCCACUCUAUGGAAUUUGGAUUCUAUUAGGACUGUGUGCAAUUUCAGUUGCUAUGGCAAGUGCAGCUUCAUAUCGUGCGCGCACAACCAGUCGAAAAUUUGUACCUUUCUGUCAGUAA